Molecule: messenger RNA, 2236 nt
Organism: Myotis brandtii (Brandt's bat)
Lineage: Eukaryota; Metazoa; Chordata; Mammalia; Chiroptera; Vespertilionidae
Gene: IP6K3
Product: inositol hexakisphosphate kinase 3
Exons: 7
Coding region: 353-1576 (407 amino acids)
Biological process (GO): phosphatidylinositol phosphate biosynthetic process; inositol phosphate biosynthetic process
Cellular component (GO): cytoplasm; nucleus
Molecular function (GO): inositol hexakisphosphate kinase activity
Source: RefSeq, a predicted model, not a curated record
UCCCUGCCCAGAGCAGCAAGUACCAGCUGGCAGCAGGCAUGCCAGGCCUGCCAGCCCAGGGUCAGGUGGCCUCCCCGCCCCGGCCACCACAGCCUGGCCCUCUGCGCAGACCUCUCCACAGUGCCACCGUGACAGUGACUCCUCCACGCCGGCCCCGGGAAGGCCUGUGCCCGCCGCCCUCAGUGGGCACUGGACCCUCCCUCCAAGCUCUCCCGGCAGGAGGCCCUGGGGCCCACCGAGCCCACAGCUGGGAAGAACGCUGUGCUAUGACAGCGGCCAAGGCCCAGGAGCAAGGUGAGGACCUCUGACCGCCCGGCCUUCUGUCCUGGAGCUUCGACUGCUACCUCAGGACAUGGUUGUGCAGGACAGUGCGGACCCAGGGGACGCCGGGCUGGUGCUCCUGGAGCCCUUCCUGCACCAGGUGGGGGGGCACCUGAGUGUGAUGAAGUAUGACGAGGACACCGUGUGCAAGCCCCUCGUCUCCCGGGAGCAGAGGUUCUAUGAAUCCCUGCCCCUGGCCAUGAAGCGGUUCACCCCGCAGUACAGAGGCACCAUCACGGUUCAGCUACAGAAAGACAGCCUGGGCCACCUCAGCCUGGUCGCCACCCCGCUGCGGGAGGACCAGGAGUCCUUCCAGGUCUCCGCGGGGCCGGCGGUGGCGAUAUGGCAGAAGCUCCAGCAGACCACCACAGGGGAGGGCCCCUCUCCAUCCUCGGGCCCGGCCCUGACUGUCCUGUGCUCCCUCCGCUGCAGCCCGGCCGCUGCCCUCCUGAGGUCCGAGUUCCACCUCAGCACCCACGUCGCCUUCCUGGUGGAAGAUGCUAACGGGAACCAGGCCACGAGGGGGAGCUUGAACCCGUGGGGUCUGCACUGCCACCAGGCCCACCUGACCCGCCUCUGCACCGAGUACCCACAGAACAAGCAGCACCGGUUCCUGCUGCUGGAAAACGUCGUGUCCCAGUACAAGCACCCCUGCGUGCUGGACCUGAAGAUGGGGACCCGGCAGCACGGGGACGACGCGUCCGCCGAGAAGAAGGCCCGCCACAUGACCAAGUGCGCGCAGAGCACCUCGGCCUGCCUGGGCGUGCGCAUCUGCGGCAUGCAGGUUUAUCAAACUGAUAAGAAGCACUUUCUCUGCAAAGACAAGUACUAUGGAAGGAAACUCUCGGUGGACGGGUUCAGACAAGCCCUCUAUCAGUUCCUGCACGACGGGACCCGCCUCCGGACAGAGCUGCUGGGGCCCAUCCAGCGCCAGCUGCAGGCCCUCCUCUCGGUCAUCAGGAGCCAGAGUUCCUACCGCUUCUACUCCAGCUCCCUCCUGGUCAUCUACGACGGGCAGGAGCCGCCGGAAAGAGCCCCGGGCAGCCCGCACCCGCAGGAGGAGGCUUUGCAGCCCACGCCCGGCAGCUGCCCCGGAGGCCUCCCCAAAGUUGACAUCCGGAUGAUCGACUUCGCUCACACGACAUACAAGGGCUCCUGGAAUGAGCGCAGCACCUAUGACGGACCAGACCCGGGCUACAUUUUCGGCCUGGAAAACCUCAUCCAGAUCCUGCGGGACAUCCAGGAGGGACAGUGAGACGUGGUGGCCCCCCAGUUCUGGAGCACAGUAUCCAAAGAGACCUAUUGGUAGCGAGGAUAGUCUAGACACGCCUUAGAUGUCUCUGUAAUAACAUAGCUACAUUCAGGAGCCAUCGCUCCCACGGCAGGCUGAGUGAAGAGCCGCUGAAGAAGGCAGCUCAGAGAUAACUCACACGCCUGGCGUCUGUGCUAACACUGGUCAUCAGACUGGAUGGUCCGGGUGAGAUGGCGCAUGAGGUAGAGGCGGCAUCACAGUGAGACUCUGCAGUGUUUGCAUGGAACAUGCUUUCUUGUCACGCUGCAGUCCUGGCCGGCUGUGAGGCAAGUCCUCAUUGAAGAGGGGGCUCCCGGUCAUGGGUCUGCUUCAUGGGCGGCCUGUGCCAAGGGCAGGGUGAGGUGAGGAACGCCUCCUACCUUCCUAAGAGGCCCUGCAGGGGGGCAGGAUGAGUGGGACAGAUCUGCCAUCUCACCAGCUGCAGGCCCAGGUUCUGCAUGGACAGGACCAUCCCAGCAGCGCUGGCAAACCAACACCCGGUGCUCCGUUUCUGCCUGUGGGGGAAGGUCUCUUCCCGGACUUCCAAGUACAGUGCGGCCUUGACUUACGAGUGUCCUGACUAACAAGUUUUUCAAGAUACGAGCCGUCUCUCAGCCGAUUUUU